UGAUGAUGAUGAUGAUGAAUAUUUAACCAAAGUAAGAUUUGUGCAUACAACAACAACAAAAACUGUUGCUUGGUAAUUCGUCGUCUUUGGGAUAUUUUGUCAUGCAUAAUGACAACAACAACAACAACAUCAGCAUCGGUGGAAUUCAUGCCUCAAUAUAAUGGCCACAUCUAUGUUGUUCCAAUCCCUCUCCCGCUAAAACCUUACUCUCAAUAGCAUAACAUCUAAAAAUAGUACCCUUCUUACUUUUUCUUAUUCUUAGAUUAUUACUCAAAUACAAAUCAAUAUUUGGGACUCCGGAUUUUUUCUUUUGAAUAAUUGUUCUUCACGAUCAUCAUCGAUUUCCGAUAUUCAAUUUAUUUAUCAUUAAAAAAUUCAUUCAUCUAUUAGUCAAACAUGUGUGUUAUGGUACAUUCUUUAAACAAUUCGUUUAGUCUGGAAUUCAUUUUUAACUGUUGAAUACAGGAAGUAAAUUUUAUUUCUUGCUGUAAUGAUGAUGUCGUUUUUUUAUGAAUGAAGAUUAUGAUUACUUUGUGUUCAUUCUGUGAAUCAUAAAUAUAAAAGUUAUAUUUAGAUUUAAAUGUUUUUCUAGUUUAUUUUUCAUUAUUUACAUUGCAUUCAUAUGCACACAGACGCUAGCAGUAAACGAUGAUGUUGUCUAUCCAUAAUUACCAUUCAGAAUUACAUUGCCUUCUAUCAUUUAUUCUCUUCAUUCAAUGAAUUUUUCGUUUUCCAUACGAUUCUUUACAAUUUCACCAUUUGUUCGAAAUAGAGGGAAAAUGUUUUUAUGUAAUUCUCAAAGCAAUUGAAUCUUUUGCUUUUCAGCAUUCAUCAGCAAAAACUUAAAUUCUUUGUUCGUGCCAAUUUCAUGCGUCUUCCAUUUCAUGUGUUUGCAAUGUUGAUUGAGAAAUUUUAAUAGCAUAAACACAUGCGGACAUCAUUCACUAUUAUCAUCACAAACAUACAGGCAUCAAAUUGGUAUUAAAGCCCUGUUAAAGUUAUAUCUAUCCAUUUGAUUUGAUUCAUUAAUUCCAAUCAAUCCAAUCGAUAAAUGAAUGAUCGAUCUGCACAUUUGUCUCAGCUAAUUUAUUGAUUGAUUGGUUCAAAUGAUUGAUGAAAAGUAUGAUGAGAACCAAUCAACAAACCAGUGAUUAUGCAUUGUCAUAUUGUCGGGAUGGUAUUGGAUCGACAUCAGCAGCAUCAGCUAUUGGUGCUGAAUAUUCUAGACAUCAACAACGGAAUCUUUUCCAAUUAAUUAGCCGUAAUUCUAUGCCAUUUCAAAUUGUCAAAUAUGUAUUGCUCAUCCUUAACAUAAUGAUAGUUGCAACCACAGCCAUAGUCACCAUAAUCGUAUGUCUAUUGCCAACAAUAAUCUAUGAGAAGAAAUUAGCUUUGGAUAAUGCAAGUGCAUUUCUCAAAACUGGAAAUCUACAACAGCAACAGCAAUUGAAUUAUGAUCGGCGAUCAUUGGAUGAACAUGAAUUGAUCCAAUUAUCAGCACAAGAAAUCGAUACGAUCCGUUUGGUUCGAUAUUUCAUCUUAGCAUUAUCAUCAUUAAUCAUACUGAAUCAAACAUUGGCUGUAUAUGGCUUGUUUAAAGAACGAUCAUUUAACAUAUUGAUUAGUACCGUAGUCAUUGGAUUGAUUGGCCAAUUAAGCUUAUUUGUAUUACCGGCAAGCAUAUUCAUAUUGAUAACCAUUUAUUUAAUUUUCAGCAUUAGCUAUGUUAUUAUACUAAAUCAUUUGAAUUUGAUGGUACGUGAACCUCAAAUACGUCAACAGGUGACAUCAAGAGCACCAUCGAUAGAACCAUCACAACGAACUUGUUGCUGUCGAUGUAAAUCUUGCCAAUGUAUGAAUGUAAUGACAAAUCAAUCCGUUGGAUCUGCGAUCAUUGACAAUGUACUUGUAAAUCGAAAAGCAUCGAUUCAUACAAAUCACUUACCACAGCCGUCUUCUUCGUCAUAUCCAAAUAAUCAAGUUCCAUAUUACUAUGGAUCAUUAGGCCGUGGUAAAUCUCGUAAUGCAGAAUUAAGACCCGGUUCGAUUAAUCAAUCAACAUCUGUGGCCAACAGUGAAAAUAUCUACGCACAGCGACCACCAAUUCAUCAUCAUUCGCAUUCACGAAGUCCAGGACUACGUCCGACCAAUAAAUGUUCUAAUAUGAAUCUAGUCGACACCAUUUCAGGUGGUUUCCAAUCACGAAAAGAAAUGACACCCACGCCAACAACAACAAAUUAUUUUGCCUUUGAAAUGUCCAAAGAUACUGAUAUUAUAUGACAAAUUUGAUCGACAAUCUGAUUUUAAUCUGGGUCCAAAAUAAAAUCUUUUAAAUUCA
Molecule: messenger RNA, 2338 nt
Organism: Dermatophagoides farinae (American house dust mite)
Lineage: Eukaryota; Metazoa; Arthropoda; Arachnida; Sarcoptiformes; Pyroglyphidae
Source: RefSeq, a predicted model, not a curated record